Molecule: messenger RNA, 1323 nt
Organism: Clonostachys solani
Lineage: Eukaryota; Fungi; Ascomycota; Sordariomycetes; Hypocreales; Bionectriaceae
Source: the annotation of a GenBank genome assembly
AUGGUUGCAAGCACAAGCUGUCUCCACUCAGGUAGUGACUGUAUCUACCCAUCCAGAGAGUUGACUCCCUGUGUCAACGAAGAGGUGGUCAAGUAUGAAGUUGAUAAUGGGUUUGAUAUUGGGAGCUUGGUGUCAAAUCGGCCGCUCAAUAGCUACGUCGGAGGCUCUUUCGAUGUGUUACCUGAAGCGUCCAAAGUAUUGUUGCGUCACUAUGCCGUAUUCUCCGUCAGAGGACAGCGCCCUGUAGUCAGGGAAAACGAACUGAGUGUGAUCAGCAAAGCUUUUGAAAAUCCGGGUUAUAUGCAUAUGUGUCUCGUUCUGGCUGCUUGCCAGUGGGCUUGGGUGAGGGGCAGUCUGGAUGAAGUCACAUUGCCCUUCCUUCAUCACAAAUCGGCAACGUAUCGUUUUGUGAGAGAACAACUCCUGAGUGCAGACACGGCUAGGACAAGAGAGACGAAUCUGGCGAUAUCGACUCUCGCUUUAACAGAGGCGGCUAUCGGUGAUUUGGAGACUUCGACCAAACACCUAAUGGGCUUUAGAACUGCGAUGCAGAGCAGACCAUCUGGCCCGUCGCUCCCACAAAAAAUGCUAAAGACGCAAGUUUACCUGAUGGCGGGAAAGAUGAGCGAGAGUCUUCGACAGAUGGCCUCUGUCCCCCACGUAGUCCCUGUAUCAGAGUAUCAGCCAACAUUUCUUGCACUAAUCUUCACAUCGAUAUGGGACAUCACCGCCCUUCCACCAACUGAAGCACCAAAGUACGGUUGGUGGGAGGCUGCUUCCGUAUGGCAAAACCAUACGAAGCACUUGAACCUCAACUAUGAGUUGUCGCGAGGUUUCAACCCAGACACAUACAAGCCAAGAAUCUUGAAUGGCGAUCCACAAAGCAGUCGCACUUGCUUCAUAGCAACAUUCUUCUAUCUUGUCUCCGAGGUCGGGGCUGGAGAGAUGGAUACCGCGCUGGUGGACUGGCUUCUGGAACAGCUCAUUGACGACAUCACAACGUGUGAGCAGCGGAUAGGGGCGAGCCCCAUCACCGGCCCAUUGUGGCUAUGGUACGUCCUAUUUGGCGCGGCGGUCGCUGAUUCAAGCAGAGCUUCGGACGUGGUCGAGGCUAUGCAGCUGGCCAAGUGGAAGAGAGUGUUCGAGGACAAGUUAUCGAUUGUAAAUGAAGCAUUGGGCAUCACGGACUGGGCGACAGUCAGGCCGAUACUCGCAGGUAUCACCAGGGGACUGGAUCACGAGGGAGCUGAAGAUCUCAGGGGAAUAUGGGAGGGAAGCACAUUCCGGAAUUCUAGCAGCGCGGCGAUAGACCAACCAUCCUGA